GAAACUCUGUUGAUCAAUCACUAAAAAGACUCAGCCAAUAACAUAAUAUUCAUUGAUACGUUAAUUUUAAAUUGAAAUGUUUAGACGACAAAAAAUAUUGUAAAGAAGGAUAAAGUUUUGAAUAUUUUAACAAAUAUAAUAUUUUGUAAAGGAGCAUAUAGUUAAUAUGAUAUCAAGACACUAUUAAAAAUAUAUUGUAUAAUUUUAUGUGAAUUCAUAUGAAUAAACUAUCUUUAAGUAACAUAUUCAAGGUAUAACAUAUUGAAGAUAAAAUCUAUUAUUUAAUAAUAUCAUCAGUUGCUGCAUUAUUUACAAUUAUGAAUUCUCCAAGAUCACCACAAACUCCUCUCAGUUUUGAAUUGAAGAAAAUCAUUAAUGAUAGAAAUGUUUUAAGUAUGCGUAAUCGCAUGAAAGUUCUCAACAGUAUAAAUGAACAUAAUCAAAAACAAUAUGAAGAGAAAGAAAAAGAUUUAAAGUUUCAAGCUAUACAGGAAAUUUUAACAACAGAAGCUACAUAUUUAAGGCAAUUAGAAAUUUUAAUGGAGUAUUUUGUACAACCCAUAAUAGAAAGAAAGUUAUUACAUCAUAGUUUACUUUCAACAUUGUCUGAAAACAUAAAGACAUUAUAUAAUGUUAGUGGAGAAUUAAUAAAAGAACUAAAACAAGAUCCAAGAAAUAUUGCAGGCGCAUUUCACAAACUUGCUCCAUUUUUUAAAUUGUAUUCUGUUUAUGCUUAUGAUUAUGAACAAAUUUUAUCACUACUACAGAUGAAACAAGAAAAUGAUACUGAAUUUAAAGAUUUUAUUAGUAAGCAAGAAACAAGACCAGAAGUUGGUAGAAAAUUACCUUCACUAUUAAUUACUCCAAUACAAAGGGUACCUAGAUACAAACUACUAUUGAGAGAAGUCUUGCAACAUACAUCUAACAAACAUAAAGAAUAUAAUCUUUUACAAGCAUGUUUAGUAGAAGUGGAGAAAGCUGCAAGGCAUAUAAAUACCUUCAUUGAACAAUAUGAAGAAUCACAAAAAUUACUAAGACUUCAAAAAUGUAUUGUAAACCCAAUUAAUUUGAUAAAACCCGGUAGAAAAUUAAUCAAGCAAGGAGCAUUAAUGAGAGUCUCUAGACGAGGAAGCUCUGCAUAUAGAAGAUAUUUUGUUCUUUUGAAUGACAUUUUAUUAUAUUGCAAAGGUGAUCCACAAAAUUCAUUGACUGUAUGUUGUGUUUUACCAUUGAAUAAGUGUAAAAUUGAAUCUGUUUUGAGUGGUGGAUUGUUUUGUGUUACUUGUUUAAGUGAAACACUUUUACUUUAUUCCGAGAAAGAUGAUAGUAAUUUAUGGAUAGAAGCUAUACAAAAUUCUAUAAAGAAGUAUGCAGAAUGUAGACAAACAUUAAGAAAGGAUAGCAGUUCAAGAAAACCAUUAAGGCAUAACAAUCUUAAUUCAUUUCCAUCUGAAAAUAUACCAAUAGUCGCUGGUAAAAGAAAGAGAUCAUACAAAGAAACGGAGAUUAAUCUAGAUGCAUCAAAAAUUACAUAUUUGAAAAAAGAUAAUGAAACAGAUGCAGAUAUACAAUCAAAUAAUAGCUGUUUGGUACUUCUAAAAAGAUUUAAAAGAUUUAAAAAUGACGAUAAUUCUAAAUAUAUUAAGUCUUGUGAACAAAACAUCAAUUGUAAAAUUACAGAUAAAGAAAAUGUACAUUUUACAGAAUGCAGUACACCAUGUUUAUCUCCUAAUAAGUUUGCAAAUUUUAAACAAGAGUCAUCAACACUCAAAUCCAUCAGUGCAUUCUUUGCAUCUCUUGGUUCAUCUUUAAAGGAAUUCUUUUGGUUUAGGUAAUACAGUUUUAUAAAAUUAUUAAUAAAAUUAACGAAAUAACGAGA
Messenger RNA from Bombus impatiens (common eastern bumble bee), 1879 nucleotides. RefSeq names its product putative protein tag-52. Gene Ontology annotation, cellular component: cytoplasm. Gene Ontology annotation, molecular function: guanyl-nucleotide exchange factor activity. Gene Ontology annotation, biological process: intracellular signal transduction. The record is from RefSeq and is a predicted model, not a curated record. Bases 318 to 1835 code for a protein of 505 amino acids. Lineage: Eukaryota; Metazoa; Arthropoda; Insecta; Hymenoptera; Apidae. The transcript has 8 exons.